AUGAAGAACAUCGGAUACCCAGAGGUUAGAGCAGGAAUCUCCAACCCUGCUCCUGGAGAGCUGCAUGCUAUUCUGCAGACUUCAGCUUAUCUCUCUGUAGAUCCCUGCUACAACUACACUGUGCUGGACAAUCCAUGGAGAGCCAUCAGUAAUACACAUGCUUCAGUCCUGAACUGUGACAAAUAUGUCACCUGGAGUGGCUGGUAUCGUCUCUUCAUUAACAGUCUGAGCGCUUAUAUCCCACAGAUGUGUGUUGCAAGGUAUAGCUGUGGAACAGAUAUUGCGCUGUGGAUUCAUGGUGGACACCCAACAGUACAGGAUGGAGUCGUCACUCGAGAUGUCUGCGGUAACUUGUACAGUUACUGCUGCUAUUACGGGUCUUACCCCAUUAAAGUUAAAGCCUGUCCAGGCAAUUAUUAUGUCUAUGAGCUGGUUAGACCAACAGAAUGCAGUUUUGCAUACUGUGCAGAUGUUGGCAGCGUUAACACCAGCUCUACAGCCGUCACACCAGCGACCAUCUCAACUGCUAAUCUGUCUGACCCCUGCCUCAACUAUACUGUGUUGGACGAAGCAAGGAGAGCCAUCAAUAAUACAUAUGCUUCAGUCAAAAUGUAUGAUUGCUCCGUCAACUGGACCGGCUGGUAUCGUCUCUUCCUUGACGGUCUGAGCGCUCAGAUUCCAGACACGUGUGUUGCUCAGUAUAGCUGUGGUACUGAUAUCGCACUGUGGAUUCGUGGUGGACACCCAACAGUACAGGAUGGAGUCGUCACUCGAGAUGUCUGCGGUUACGCUGGCAGUUACUGCUGCUAUUACGGGUCUUACCCCAUUAAAGUCAAAGCCUGUCCUGGAAAUUAUUAUGUCUAUGAGCUGGUUAGACCUACUAAAUGCAGUGCAGCCUACUGUGCAGCUGUUACUAACAUCAGCAGCACCAGUUCAACAGUCACACCAGAGACGAGCCCAGCUGAUCUGCAGAUUGAGCUUUGA
Messenger RNA from Sinocyclocheilus grahami, 984 nucleotides. RefSeq names its product pancreatic secretory granule membrane major glycoprotein GP2-like. The coding region runs from base 1 to 984 and encodes 327 amino acids. The record is from RefSeq and is a predicted model, not a curated record. NCBI's taxonomy places the organism in Eukaryota, Metazoa, Chordata, Actinopteri, Cypriniformes, Cyprinidae. The transcript has 6 exons.